Knipowitschia caucasica is the source of this 1386-nucleotide messenger RNA. Lineage: Eukaryota; Metazoa; Chordata; Actinopteri; Gobiiformes; Gobiidae. The record is from the annotation of a GenBank genome assembly.
AUGGCUGCCUACAUGGACAGAGACACUGGGCAUGAGGGAAUUUCUACCAGUACUUUCUAUGGUACAAGAAAGAGAGAGGUGGCAUCUGUUGUGUUGCCACCUGAUGGUUCAUCUGAUUCAGAUGAAGAUGAGGGAACCAGUGAAGAUGAGGAAGAUGAAUUGUAUACAGAGGGCCAGUGUCAGGACAGCAGCAGCAGCAGCAGUGACGAUGAGGCAGAAGAGGGAGCAAACCACAGUAAAAGAGGGAGGAUGUUCAGGUGGAGAAAAACUAAAUUUGAGCACCAGUCUACUGCUACACCAAGUUGCUUCACUACACCAGAUGAGCUAUCCACGCCAUUAACAUACUUCUCCAAAUUCUUUGAUGAGGACAUCUUUGGGACCAUUGCUCACCAGACGAACUUGUAUUCAUGUCAGCUCAUUGGAAGUAGCAUCAACACUGAUGCUUCUGAAAUCAAAGCAUUCAUUGGAAUGAAGUUGAUGAUUGACAAAGAGUUUGGGUUAUGUGGAAAUGUGGUUCUGCAGCUGUGCAGAACCAUCAGAAAUCCCUCCAACUGCGUUGUCUACUUUGACAACUUUUUCACAUCCCUGAGAUUGAUAACUCAUCUAAAGGAGUCUAUGGGCCUCAGAAGUUUGGGUACCAUUCGAAAGAACCGCUUGAUGGGUUGCACAUUGGAAGAAGAUCGAGACCUCCUACGAAGAGGAAGAGGCAGCUUUGACUUUCGUGUAGACAACGAUGCAAAGCUUGCUGUGGUCAAAUGGGCAGACAACAAAACUGUCACCUUGGUGAGCUCCUGUGCUUCUGUCAGCCCAGUUGGCCAAGUGAGACGCUACUCCAAAGAGGAAAAGAAGAAGAUAAGCGUGCCAUGCCCGAAGAUUGUAUCUGAGUAUAACACUCACAUGGGAGGAGUAGAUUUGGCUGAUAUGAUGAUUGCCCUCUAUCGCACUCCAGCCAAGUCACAUCGAUGGUACCUGGCCAUAUUUUGGCAGAUGGUUGACAUUGCUGUCAAUAAUGCCUGGCUUCUCCAUCGUCGUGAUGCAGCCCAACUGGGUCAGAAACAUCAUUGCCUGAAGGUCUUUAGGUUGGAUGUUGCCAAAGGACUCAUCUACCCUGAAAAGCAAAAAAGGGGUCGCCCCUCCAAAGGAAACGAAGACAACACACCACCAAGAGUAAUCAAACAGCCAAAAGUCCCCAGGCCUGUGGAUGAUAUGAUAUAUGACAGGAUUGACCACUUCCCUAUCGUGUCAGUGAAAGGCCGAUGCAGGAUGUGCCAGGAUGGACAGACCUCCAUCGUGUGUCAGAAGUGCAAAGUGAGGCUUUGCAUUGUCACAGGCCAAAACCCUCGCAACUGUUUCCCACAGCUUCCACUGCCAGUAAGCUAUUUCUAG